UAUAGUUAUGUAGGUAUAUAAAACAUUGUUAUAAUAAUUUAGUUAGUAUAGUAUACUACAUAAUUCAACACAAUGUCAAAAAUUAUAAUUGUAUUAUUGCUCUCAAGUUUAGCCCUCAUUAAUGCGGUUCCCAACAUUACUGGCAUGCAAUUGUUAAAUGACGGGUCAUAUUUACUAUUGAACGGUAAUACUCCAGUUGCCCGAACCCAACCGGGACGUGUUAUACAAGGACCCAACGGUCCGGUAAAUACUGGUAAUCCACAACCGGUUCCGGCAGGUGCUGACAAUCUUCCCCGAAUUACUUGGCAAUACCCCAACAGUAACGGUGGAAAUGUACUCUAUUCUGGCAAUAAUCCAGUUGCUGUUCUGCCGACCGGAUAUGUUAUUGUUCCUCCCACUAACCAGGGUUAAUUAUUUUAAUUUCUAUAUUAUGUAUUAAUACAAAAUAAAYUCUGUUUUAUSAUAUAAUUUAUGUYUUUAAAAA
Molecule: messenger RNA, 484 nt
Organism: Oppia nitens
Lineage: Eukaryota; Metazoa; Arthropoda; Arachnida; Sarcoptiformes; Oppiidae
Exons: 2
Coding region: 73-411 (112 amino acids)
Source: RefSeq, a predicted model, not a curated record